Dermacentor silvarum is the source of this 4521-nucleotide messenger RNA. RefSeq lists its product as uncharacterized. The transcript is spliced from 22 exons. Gene Ontology annotation, molecular function: flavin adenine dinucleotide binding; oxidoreductase activity, acting on CH-OH group of donors. The coding region runs from base 19 to 3945 and encodes 1308 amino acids. The record is from RefSeq and is a predicted model, not a curated record. Lineage: Eukaryota; Metazoa; Arthropoda; Arachnida; Ixodida; Ixodidae.
CAGAGCGAGUUGAGUUUAAUGCUGGCCUUGGUGAACCUGAUAACGCACCUGCCGUUCACUGACGUGCCAGUCCUUCGAGACUACCAGCUAGGCCCGCUGCGGCAGGAGUACGACUACGUCAUCGUGGGCGGUGGUUCGGCGGGCUCCGUGAUCGCCAACCGGCUCUCGGCGAAUCCGAGCGUCACGGUGCUCCUUCUAGAAGCCGGAGGACUGGAGACGCCCUCGCGGCAGAUCCCAGCUGCCGCGCCGUUGAAUCUCAGGGGUCACGACGACUGGGACUACUGGACCGUUCCGCAAAGGAAUGCCGCGCUUUCUUAUCGCGACCAGCGGCUGUCCCUCUCGCGGGGCAAGGUGCUCGGCGGCAGCAGUGUCCUCAACUUUAUGAUCUAUACUCGCGGAAACCCGAAAGACUACGACCGGUGGGCCAGCAAGUACGGCGCCAAGGGGUGGUCGUACGAGGACGUCUUGCCGCAUUUCAAGGCCAUCGAAGACUAUCGCGUGGGGACGCCAGACCGUGAGCACACCCAAUCACAAGCGGUUCAUAUUUGUGUCCAGUUAGUUAGGCUCGGUGAUGACGUAUGUCGGCGCCUGAUAUUCGUGAAGAGAGUAAACGUGCUACAGUUUUGGGAAGAGAGUAAAUGGACUACAAUUUCGGGAACAGUCGCAUUCGGGAAUAUCACUUUAUGGCGUUCGCAGGCUGAUCAGUUGCGCCGAAACAAACGUAUAACGAUGAAGUACCAUGGAACAGGCGGCGAGGUGCCAGUGGAUUACUCCAAUACCAGCACGCGCCUCAGCCAGCUUCUUGUGGAGGCGUGCAAGCAGUCGAACUACCCCUACGUCGACUUCAAUGGCGCCACGCAGUCAGGCUGUUCUCGCCUGCAGCACAAUGUGGCGGACGGCGAGCGCUACAGCGCAAGCAAAGCCUUCAUACGACCCAUCGUCGGGAGACGCAAGAACCUGCAGGUGGCAUUAUUCAGCCAGGUCACAAAGAGAGCUUCGCCGUGCCUGCGGCGAUUCAGAUUGAUCUAUCUUCAAACACAGGUGAACUUCAAAGAAAGGCGCGCCACGGGCGUGUCGUUCACCAGAUACGGGCAGCCACAGAACGCAUCGGCAAGGCGAGAGGUCAUCCUAUCCGCGGGAACCGUAGGCUCCACCCAGCUGUUGCUCCUCUCCGGUGUCGGACCCAAAGAGCAGCUGGAGAGGCUGAAGAUUCCCGUGGUGGCUGACCUUCCGGUGGGACGUAACCUGCAGGACCACCCAGCUAUCAUGCUGGGAUUUCCCAUCAGCACAGACGUGGAUGCCGGUAUUCCGCCAUUCAGCCUGGACGACAUAGCGCGGUACGCGGGCAACAGAACCGGUACGAUAUCCAUACCGGGAAGCAGCGAGUUUGUGCAGUUCUUGCACAGCGACUAUUCUACAGAUCCCGACGUCCCGGACGUCGAAAUUGCGACGAUUUCUACCUCACCAUCAAGUCAAUUACUCAAGUAUUUUAUGGCACAACUCGGCCUACUGCCAGAGGCAUUCGACAGCCUUGUUGGACCCACUAACGGUCGGCCCGGAUUUCGUGCGGUAUCGAUAUUGAACCGGCCCAAAUCCCGAGGCUCCAUUUCCUUGCGCUCAGCGCAUCCCAACGACUACCCUGAUAUAGACCCAAACAUCCUCGAGCACCCUGACGACCUUAGGGCGGUAGCUCAAGGCACAAAGGCCUUCAUCGACAGGGUGCUGAAUACGGAUGCCAUGAGAAGCAUCGGUGCCAAGCCAUGGAACGUCACCUUUCCUCCGUGUGCCGAGGCAGGAGCACUGUGGAGUCAGCAGUACAUCGAGUGCGUUUUCCGGCACGGCGCUCAAACGGUGUGGCACCUCUGCUGCACCGUGGCUAUGGGAACGCAUUCGGAGGCAGUACUGGACGAACGUCUCCGGGUCCGAGGCGGCUUGACUGGUCUGCGCGUGGCUGACGCUUCAGUUAUGCCCGACGUCAUAACUGGUCACACAAACGCGCCAAGCAUGAUGAUCGGCAGCAAGGCGGCAGCGAUGAUCAUAGAGGACCACGUGAAGAUGGAUCUGAACGCCACGGCGCCCGCCCCGUGGAGUAGCGUUCCGGCGGCCCAGCCAGCGCUAGGCCUGCUGUACGGCGUCGUCAACAUGCUGGUGCACGCGCACAUCACGGACCUACCCGAUCUCGGCGACUACGAGCUGGGAGAGCUCCGGCAGCACUACGACUACGUAAUCGUCGGCGGCGGUUCCGCGGGCUGCGUCAUCGCCAACCGACUGUCCGCGGAUCCAAGCGUCACGGUGCUCCUCCUGGAAGCCGGAGGACUCGAGGAAGCCUCUCGGCAAAUCCCCGCUUUCGCGCCGUUCCACAUGAGAGGCCGCGACGACUGGGACUACUGGAGCGUGCCGCAAAAGCACGCUGCCUUCUCCUUUCGGAACCAGCGACUAGCGCAUUCGCGUGGCAAGAUGCUCGGUGGAAGCAGCGGGCUGAACUUCAUGAUGUACACGCGAGGCAACCCUGGGGACUACGACCGCUGGGCCAGAGAGUACGGAGCGGAAGGGUGGUCGUACGAAGACGUGUUGCCGCACUUCAAGGACAUCGAAGACUACCGUGUGGGUCCAGUGGACGAGUAUCACGGCACUGGAGGCGAGAUACCGGUGGACUACGCGAACGCCAGCUCACGUCUCACCCACCUCCUUAUGGAGGCGUGUGAGCAGGCCGGUUACGCUCACGUGGAUUACAACGGCCCUACGCAAUCAGGCUGCUCCCGACUGCAGACCAACGUCGCGAACGGAGAGCGUUUCAGCGCCAGCAAGGCUUUCAUCCAGCCCAUCGUCAGAGCACGGAAGAAUCUACAUGUAGCACUCCUCAGCCACGUGACGAAGGUGAACUUCGACGGAAAGCGUGCCGUGGGCGUAACGUUCAUUAGACUUGGCCGGCCGCGAAGCGUGACCGCAAGGCGAGAGGUGAUCCUCUCCGCAGGAACUGUGGGAUCCGCUCAGCUUUUGCUGUUGUCCGGAGUUGGGCCCAGAGAAGACUUGGAACGGUUACAGAUUCCGGUGGUUGCCGAUCUCCCAGUCGGCCGCAACCUCCAAGACCAUCCAGCUCUCGUUCUUGGCGUUCCCGUUAGCACCGACGUGGACGUAGGCAUACCGCCUUUAAGCUUCGCCGACAUUCAACAGUACGCCUUCAACAGAACAGGCACAAUAUCCAUACCCGUGAACAACGAGUUUCUGCAGUUCCUGCACACCGAAUAUGCUGAGCAUCCCAACGUCCCGGACAUCGAGGUGGCAACCUUUGGUACAUCACCGGCAACUCAGUUGUUAAAGGCGGUGGCGGUGGAGCUGGGACUGCUGCCAGAGGCUUUUGACAGCUUAAUUGGGCCCGCUGACGGUCGGCAUGGCUUUCGAGCAGUAACAAUCCUCAACCGGCCAAGGUCACGUGGCUCCAUCUCACUGCGCUCCAAGAACCCAUUCGACCAUCCAAACAUCGACCCAAACAUGAUGGAGCACCCUUACGAUGCGAAGGCGCUUGCUCAAGGAUCUAAGAUCUUCAUCGACCGGAUAUUGAGCACGGACGCCAUGAAGAGUAUCGGCGCCAAGCCGUGGGGAGUGACCUUUCAGCCGUGCGCCGACGCGGGACCCCUCUGGAGCCAGGAGUACAUCGAGUGCCUUUCCCGGCACACCACAAUAGCGGCUUGGCACCUCUGUUGCACCGCAGCCAUGGGCUCUCAUCCUGAAGCAGUCCUGGACGAACGCCUCAGGGUCCGAGGCAACGUGACGGGCCUGCGAGUGGCCGACGCCUCCGUGAUGCCCGACAUAAUAACCGGUCACACAAACGCGCCAAGCAUGAUGAUCGGCAGCAAAGCAGCAUCUAUGAUCAUCGAGGACAAUGGAGGAGAGAGAGAGAGAAAUUUAUUUACAGAAAGGCAGAGAGGUCGGCAUGAGCUGUAACUUUCUCUGACCUGCUACUCUACACUGUGGAAAAGGGACGGGGAGGAAAAGGGUUAAUGAAUGAUGAUGGUGAUUAUGAUGAUAAGAGGAGGAGGUGUGUAAGUUUACAACAUUGUGGCACGAAUGUAUGAGGAUUACAAAGCGUAUAUAUUAUUUGGUUAAAGGAAUGGACAAUGGAGGAGUUCAGUGAAAAGACCAUGGACACCACAGCUGGUUGCUUUGCCGGACUACAGUAUCAAGUACGAUAGUCCAUGCCUUCGGGUUGCUGUUCCCCAGCAACGUGGACUCGUAAUGGAACGUACAAUUUCGACGGUGUUUGCCGCCUCUUUUAUACAGCGCCUUAUGUUCCCAAAGAAAAGUACAGUGCUGAUCUAGGGCUAAUAAAAUGUUACAAAUGUUGCCACUGGAAGUGGCACAUACAGUUUUCUGCACAGGAUACGCCACUCCACCCCUCCUGGGUACUGCUGCAACCAUGAUUAUGAGAAUGCCUGCAACGUCCUUCGUGAGUACUCGAAAUACGCCAUGUAAAGAGGAACGUUAACGAGAGAACUAGGAAAUCUCGACAAACGCCCCCUU